Messenger RNA from Emiliania huxleyi CCMP1516, 1689 nucleotides. RefSeq lists its product as hypothetical. The transcript has 5 exons. Bases 1 to 1689 code for a protein of 562 amino acids. Gene Ontology annotation, cellular component: membrane. NCBI's taxonomy places the organism in Eukaryota, Haptophyta, Isochrysidales, Noelaerhabdaceae. The record is from RefSeq and is a predicted model, not a curated record. Gene Ontology annotation, biological process: metal ion transport. Gene Ontology annotation, molecular function: cadmium ion transmembrane transporter activity; manganese ion transmembrane transporter activity.
AUGUCUCGCCCGCCUCCCGUCCCGCCACCCGUGCCUCCCGUAUCGCCGUUGUCGAUCGAUACGGCCGGCCACCAAUCCCUGGACGACGAUUGCCGGGUCUGGUCGCCUGCACGGGCGUGGCGUGAGUCGCCGCGGUGGCAGAGGUCGGCGGAUGGGAGCCAGCCUCACCCGGCGGGGCUCGGCGAGCCCUUCCUCGACGAACGUGUGGCCUCAGGUGCCUCGCCGCUCACCAAUGAGCGGGUCGUAGCCGCUCUGCUGCCGAACCAGGCGUCGAGCAUAUCCAGCUCCGGGGAGCACGAGCCGUGGCCACCGGCGGACGGCGUCCCGGUCCAUAGCGGGGACGAGCUGCCGCCCUUCCGCUUCAGCUGGCGGAGGCUGUGGCGUUUCCUGGGCCCGGGCUUCCUGAUGAGUCUGGCUUACCUCGAUCCCGGCAACCUGGAGAGCAACCUGCAGGCGGGGGCCUACACGGGCCUGCGGCUGACGUGGGUGCUCUGGUGGGCGACGAUGAUGGGGCUGGUGAUGCAGGAGAGCGCGGCGCGGCUGGCGCUGGUGACGGGCUGCGACCUCGCCCAGCUCGUGCGCGCGAGGUACCCGCGCUGGCUCAACUACGUCGUGUACUUUAACAUGGAGGCCGCGGUCAUCGCGGCAGACUUCCAGUGGUGCGGCCUCGACACCUUCACCUUCCUCGCGGUGCAGCAGCUCGGCGUGCGCUACCUCGAGCUUCUCAUCUGCGCGAUGAUCGGCGCGAUGGCGGUCUGCUUCUCUCUCAACUUGGGCCACACCGGGGCCGAGCUGCUGCGCGGGUGGGCGCUACCCGGCCUGCAGAGCUACGCCGUCACGCAGGCCGUCGGGACGGUCGGCGCCGUCAUCAUGCCGCACAACCUCUUUCUGCACUCGGGGGUGGUGCUGUCGCGCCGCGUGCCUCGCUCGACGCCGCGCCGCGUCAACGAGUCGAUCUGGUACACGCGGAUCGAGUCGACGCUCGCGCUGCUCCUCUCCUUCUACAUCAACCUCGCCGUGGUCGCCACCAACGACGCGAGCUUCUUUGACCCCGCGUGCGCCACGCAGCCCGACGGGCCGAAGGCGUGCUUGCCUGCGAGCGCGGCCGAUACGACCAUCACCUCGCACCACUGCGACCGGCCGGGCGGAGGAAAGGGCGUGUGCGGCGAGCUCGGCCUUCUCGCCGAGGGGUACGCGCUCGAGGCGAGCCUCGGGCCGACUUCGCUCUACGUGUGGGCCAUCGGGCUGCUCGCCGCGGGCCAGGCGUCGACGAUGGUGUGCACGUACGCGGGACAGAUCAUCAUGGGCGGCUGCCUCGAGCUCUCCCUCGCGCCGUGGAAGCGCGUCGCGCUCACGCGCUCCCUCGCCCUCGGGCCCGCCCUGCUGGUGGCGGCCUAUACCGCGCCCAACCCGGCGCUCUUCUCCAACAUCAACGAGUACCUCAACGUGCAGCUCCCGUUUGCAGUCUUGCCGGCGCUCACUUUCGCCGCCUCCAAGCCGCUGAUGGGCCCCUUCCGCACGCGGCGCGCGCUGCUCGCCGUCUCGUACGCGGUCGCCACCGUCAUCAUCGCCGUCAACAUCUACCUCGUCGCGCAGAGCGUCGCGCACCUCUCCUCGCUCGCGGCGCUCGCCGCCUUCGCCUACUCGGCGCUCUACGUCGCCGUCUGCAUCCGGAUGGCAUGCGGCUGA